This is a messenger RNA of Aspergillus niger, 522 nucleotides long. RefSeq lists its product as hypothetical. The coding region runs from base 1 to 522 and encodes 173 amino acids. The record is from RefSeq and is a predicted model, not a curated record. NCBI's taxonomy places the organism in Eukaryota, Fungi, Ascomycota, Eurotiomycetes, Eurotiales, Aspergillaceae. The transcript has 4 exons.
AUGAUCAUCUUCUGGGGAAAGGCCUUUCUCGAGGUGGAAAAAUCAGAAGCUGCCAUCUGGUGUUCUUGUAACCUCGUGAUGUUAUUUUUCUCGAAAUGCCCUCCUCAAAGGCCCAAAAGGUCAAAUAGAUUAAGAAUCAACCCAGCAUCAAUGGCUACUUCAAGAGGAAGCAGGAUGAGGUCAGGGACCCCAUUCCAGCUACAUCUCGUCCGAUCAAACGUCACGAGGUCUGUGACCUUAAUUAUGGCUCGGAUGGGGAUUGCAGGGGUUGCAAGGAUAGUGUCCAGAAAGUACAGCUGCUAUCAGGUAGGUGAAAGUGUUCGCAAGAUGGACACUGCCCAGAGGGCCUCAGCUUCACGCCUGGAGUACGAGGAUAGUGAGACGGAAAGUUUCAGUAACGCGUACUAUAGUUCAGAUGAAUACCUUGACCUCAUCAUUGACUGGAACUGGACGUUGUCAACGAAGAAGUUGGAUACAAUGAGUACAUUGUCGGGUCAGACGACGUCGAUGGUGAGGCUAUAA